AUGUACUUGGACAUUGCCUUGCAGACCAUGGUAACAUCUGCAUCCUCCUUCCUUGCUCCCGCUCCCUCUGCCUUGUCUUCACUAUCAUCAUCUUUGGUUGAUCAAAAUUUUGAUGCAUCCUUCAAGUGCAAAAUAAGCUUCUAUAAUUUAGUACCAACUGCUGGUCCUGGAGGUGAAGCGGCGGUUUCCAAAACUGCGCAAACAUUUGCUGCUACAAUGAAAAAGCUCAGCAAGAACCCCUCCACGGUGUCGUUCAUCAUCUCUGCUGGAUUUGAAAUGACAGAAACUUGUGCUGGAUGCAUUUAUGACCCUGUCGAUGUCCUCGCAACAGAGCCUGCUCAUGAGUUCCCUGAUCUUGGAUGUCCCAUCAACGGAUGCGAGAUGCGCAUCAUUGAUCCCGCUGAUGGUGCCACACUGCACCCCGACGGUGAGAGUGGCAAGCUUCAGGUACAAGCAGCCAACAAUUGCCUGGGUCGUCAUUUCAACAAUGGUGUUCGGGUUCUUGUUCUAUUCCUUGACUGUGAUGGCAUCGUUGAUAUCACCCAUGUGUCCAUUUCAGACGCUAAUAUUGAUGAUUUUGUUCUGAAUCACAUCGCAGGAGUACUAUGGCUGGUGUUCAAACCAGCAUCUAGGUAUUUCCAGCAGUUCACGACGUUGGUCUAUGGUGUACUGCAGCGGCUGGGCGGUACCCUCAUGUCAAAUUGGACCCAAUUAUCUGGAGCACUGGCAGGCACUGUGUUUGCGGUCAGCUCAUUCACACAGCGCUGUCUCCAGCCAUCAUUCAGCGCACUUCAUCACCUGAUAUCCUCCCUGAGUUCUUUGAAUCUGCCCACUCAGACAAAGGUCACAGACUCUGAAGCACAACUGCUGGACCAUCUUAUCAGCCUCUUCAAGCAAGGAGGGCUCACAAAGCACAUCGCUCGUGCUGAGGAGCUUCUCAAUGAAGCACGCAGCAUUUCCUUUGUCACCCCAUCCACCGAGAUGGAGAAGGCACUUGCCAAGAUAUAUGCACAAUCUUCUUCGUGCACCCUGGUGUCGGAGAAGCUGAAUAUUCUGGGGAUUUGCAGGAUACUCUGA
Molecule: messenger RNA, 1077 nt
Organism: Suillus paluster
Lineage: Eukaryota; Fungi; Basidiomycota; Agaricomycetes; Boletales; Suillaceae
Exons: 8
Coding region: 1-1077 (358 amino acids)
Source: RefSeq, a predicted model, not a curated record